Messenger RNA from Girardinichthys multiradiatus, 8815 nucleotides. It is a transcript of the gene notch1a, whose product is annotated as notch receptor 1a. Gene Ontology annotation, biological process: establishment or maintenance of epithelial cell apical/basal polarity; multicellular organism development; heterophilic cell-cell adhesion. The record is from RefSeq and is a predicted model, not a curated record. NCBI's taxonomy places the organism in Eukaryota, Metazoa, Chordata, Actinopteri, Cyprinodontiformes, Goodeidae. The transcript is spliced from 34 exons. The coding region runs from base 174 to 7589 and encodes 2471 amino acids. Gene Ontology annotation, cellular component: protein-containing complex; plasma membrane. Gene Ontology annotation, molecular function: protein binding; calcium ion binding; signaling receptor activity.
UAACAUCUAUGAUCUGAGCCCUGCUGAAGACUUUCACUUUACCUCUGUUGGGAUUAACUUUUCCGCCUCAGACUAAGGAUAUUUAUUUUGACGCAACAUCUGGAGCCCCUAACUGCGGAUCUAUGCGAACCCAACGCGGGACUCCAACACGUUUGUGAAGCUGAAGAGGAGGAAUGUAUCGUUUCUUAGUGAAACUGACAUUUCUGAUUCCAGCGAUCGUCCUCUCACAAGGUUUAAAAUGCUCCCUGCCAACUGAGUCGUGCCUAAAUGGAGGAAGAUGUGAAGCCAACUCAAAUGGAGAUGGAGAGUGCAAGUGUUCCAGUGACUACAUAGGAGAUCGAUGCCAAUACCCAAGCCCCUGCAGCCCUUCACCCUGCCGCAACGGUGGCGAAUGCCACGCUGUCUCCCAUGGCAACACGUUUGAUUUCCACUGCGUAUGCCGCCUGGGUUUCACCGACAGACUGUGCCUGACUCCCAGGAACCAUGCUUGCAUGAGCUCCCCCUGUCGCAAUGGAGGAACAUGUGAUCUUAUCAGUCUCAGCAGCUUCCGCUGCCGCUGCCCACCGGGAUGGUCAGGCAAAACCUGCCAGACUGCAAACCCAUGUGCAUCCAAUCCAUGUGCGAAUGGUGGUCAGUGCUUAGCUUUAGAUUCCACCUACAAGUGCACCUGCCCUUCCAACUUCCAAGGACAAACCUGCAAGCAAGAUGUAAAUGAAUGUGCCCAGAGUCCGUCUCCAUGUCGUAAUGGUGGCUUGUGUGUCAAUGAAGUUGGCUCCUACCAUUGCCGCUGUCCUCAAGAGUUUACUGGUCAACACUGUGAGACCCCUUACUCUCCAUGCAGCCCCUCACCAUGCCAGAACGGAGGCACGUGUGUCCAGAAGGGAGAAACCAACUACGACUGUAGCUGCCUUUUAGGCUUUACAGGCCAGCACUGUGAGCAUAACAUCGAUGACUGUCCAGAUCACAACUGUCAGAAUGGUGGCGUGUGUGUUGAUGGAGUCAGCACCUACAAUUGCCAGUGCCCACCUCAUUACACAGGUCAGUACUGCACUGAAAACGUGGAUGAGUGCGAGCUGAUGCCCAAUGCAUGUCAGAAUGGAGGAACGUGCCAUGACACACACGGCAGCUACCACUGUGUGUGUGUCAACGGCUGGACAGGUGACGACUGCAGCGAGAACAUCGACGACUGUGCCAGUGCCGCCUGCUACAACGGCGCCACCUGCCAUGACCGCGUGGCCUCAUUCUUCUGCGAGUGUCCACAUGGACGCACAGGUUUGUUGUGCCACCUUGAUGAUGCCUGCAUCAGCAAUCCUUGUCAGAAGGGUUCUAACUGUGACACCAACCCAGUAAAUGGCAAGGCAAUAUGCACCUGUCCUCCAGGCUACGCAGGAUCAGCCUGCAACCAGGAUAUCGAUGAGUGCUCCCUCGGUGCCAACCCUUGUGAGCACGGUGGCCGCUGCCUCAACACCUUAGGCUCUUUCGAGUGUAAGUGUCUUCAAGGAUACGAAGGACCUCGAUGCGAGAUGGAUAUUAAUGAAUGCAUGUCUAAUCCCUGCCAAAAUGAUGCCACCUGUCUAGACCAGAUUGGAGGAUUCCACUGCAUCUGUAUGCCAGGAUACCAGGGUGUGUUCUGCCACAUUAACACAGAUGAAUGUACCAGCCAACCUUGUCUUAACAAUGGAAAAUGCAUUGACAAGAUAAACUCAUUUCACUGCGAGUGUCCCAAAGGAUUUUCAGGAAAUCUGUGUCAGGUGGAUAUUGAUGAGUGUUCCAGCACACCCUGUAAGAAUGGAGCCAAAUGUACUGAUGGACCCAAUAAGUACACAUGUGAAUGUGCUGAAGGUUACACAGGGCAGCACUGUGAGAUUGACAUCAACGAGUGUUACUCGGAUCCUUGCCACUAUGGCACAUGCAAAGACGGGCUGGCCUCCUUCACCUGCUAUUGCCACCCUGGCUACACCGGGCGCCUGUGCGAAACCAACAUCAACGAGUGUCUCAGCCAGCCAUGUAAGAAUGGAGGCACUUGCCAGGACAGGGAGAACUCAUACAUCUGUUCCUGCCCCAAAGGCACUGCAGGCUUCAACUGUGAGGUGAACCUGGACGACUGCAAGAGCCAACCCUGCGACUAUGGGAGAUGCAUUGACAAGAUCAAUGGCUACGAGUGUGCAUGUGAGCCAGGUUACACAGGCACAAUGUGUAACAUCAACAUAGACGACUGUGUCAUCAACCCUUGUCACAAUGGUGGCACAUGCGUUGAUGGUGUUAACAGCUUCACAUGCCUCUGCCCUGAGGGCUACCAUGAUGCCACCUGUUUGUCAGAGGUGAACGAAUGUGCCAGCAACCCCUGCAUCCACGGCCGAUGUCAGGACCUCAUUAAUGGCUACAAAUGUACCUGUGACUCGGGCUGGAGCGGCCAGAACUGCAAUAUUAAUAACAACGAGUGCGAGUCCAACCCCUGUAUGAACGGAGGAACAUGCAAGGACAUGACCAGCGGGUACCACUGCACAUGCAGAGUUGGCUUCACCGGACCUAACUGCCAAACUAACAUUAAUGAGUGUGCCUCCAAUCCCUGCCUCAACCAAGGAACCUGCAUUGAUGAUGUGGCUGGAUACAAGUGCAACUGUUUGCUGCCUUAUACUGGUGAAAACUGUGAGACCCUGCUGGCCCCUUGCAGCCCCCGAGCAUGCAAAAAUGGAGGAAUAUGUAAGGAGGCUGAAGACUUUCAGAGCUUCUCUUGCAUCUGUCCUGAAGGAUGGCAAGGUCAGACAUGUGAAAUUGACAUCAAUGAAUGCGUUAAGAGCCCAUGCCGCAACGGUGCCGUGUGUCUCAACAACAUGGGUGGUUUUCAGUGCAAAUGCCAGCCGGGUUACACCGGCACAUGGUGUGAGACGGACAUUGACGACUGCAAACCAAAUCCUUGCAGUAAUGGAGGUUUGUGCCGCGAUGGUGUCAACAGGUUCACGUGUACCUGCCUGCCCGGGUUUCGUGGCAGCAGGUGUGAGCAUGACAUAAACGAGUGUGAGAGCAACCCCUGUAAAAACGGCGCUAAUUGCACCGACUGUGUCAACAGCUACACCUGCACCUGCCCACCUGGCUUCAGUGGCAUCAACUGUGAGAUCAACACCAAUGACUGCACCGACAGCUCUUGUUUCAAUGGCGGCACUUGUGUGGAUGGGAUUAACACCUUCACCUGCCUGUGUCUAACUGGAUUCACUGGAAGCUACUGCCAAUACGAUAUCAAUGAGUGUGACUCCAAACCAUGCCUCAAUGGAGGCACCUGUCUCGAUGGUUAUGGGACUUACAAGUGCACCUGUCCUCAUGGCUACACAGGAGUCAACUGUCAGAGUCUUGUGCGCUGGUGCGACUCCUCCCCUUGUAAAAACGGAGGAUCUUGCUGGCAGCAGGGAGCCUCCUACACUUGCCAGUGUCAGACUGGAUGGACUGGCCUCUACUGUGAUAUCCCAAGUGUCUCAUGUGAAGUUGCUGCCAAACGGCAAGGUGUUGAAGUAUCUCAGCUGUGUAGGAACUCAGGCCAGUGUCUGGAUGCUGGAAACACACAUUACUGCCGCUGCCAGGCUGGCUACACCGGGAGUUACUGCCAGGAACAGGUGGAUGAAUGUUCACCUAAUCCUUGCCAGAACGGAGCCACCUGCAAUGAUUAUCUAGGAGGUUACAGUUGUGAGUGUGUCCCUGGUUACCAUGGUGUGAACUGCUCAAAAGAGAUCAAUGAAUGUCAGUCUCAACCCUGCCAGAACGGAGGCACCUGCAUCGACCUCAUCAACACUUAUAAAUGCUCCUGUCCUAGAGGGACACAAGGUGUCCACUGUGAGAUUAAUUUGGACGACUGCAACCCCCCCAGCGACCCACUUACAAAUGAGCCCAAGUGCUUCAACAAUGGAAAAUGUGUAGAUCGCAUUGGAGGCUACCAGUGUUUGUGCCCACCGGGUUAUGUAGGUGAACGCUGUGAGGGUGACGUCAACGAAUGCCUGUCUAACCCUUGUGACUCCAGAGGGUCAUACAACUGCAUCCAGCUCCCCAACAGCUACCGCUGUGAAUGCCGAACCGGAUAUACAGGGCAACGUUGUGACAAGGUGUUUGAUGGCUGCAAGGGAAGGCCCUGCAGGAACGGAGGAACAUGUGCUGUUGCCAGUAACACACCUCAUGGUUUUAUCUGCAAAUGUCCACCUGGCUUUACUGGCUCUUCUUGCGAGUAUGAUUCUCGCUCCUGCGGCAGUCUGAAUUGCAGGAAUGGCGGUACAUGUGUGUCAGGUCACCUGGGGCCACGCUGCCUGUGCCCCUUAACAUUUACUGGGCCUGAGUGUUUAACCCCCACUGACAGCCUCUGCAUCUCAAACCCCUGCUACAACGGCGGUACCUGUCAGAUCACUCCCGAAGCUCCAUUUUUCCAGUGCAGCUGUCCCAGUAACUUUAACGGCCUACUUUGCCACAUACUGGACUACUCCUUUGUCGGGGGGUUCGGCCGGGAUAUCACGCCGCCUCCAGAAGUGGAGGUGAGCUGUGAGAUUCCCCAGUGUGACGAGUGGGCGGGUAACCACAUCUGUGACUCGCUGUGUAACAACCAUGCUUGUGGCUGGGACGGAGGUGACUGCUCGCUCAAUUUUGAUGAUCCCUGGCAAAAUUGCUCAGCUGCUCUGCAGUGCUGGCGAUACUUCAACAAUGGGAAGUGUGACGGCCAAUGUAACAGCCCGGGGUGUCUCUAUGAUGGCUUUGAUUGUCAAGGACAGGAAGGGCAGUGCAACCCUCUUUAUGAUCAGUAUUGUAAAGAUCACUAUGCUGAUGGUCACUGUGACCAGGGCUGCAACAAUGCAGAAUGUGAAUGGGACGGCCUGGACUGUGCCAACAACAUGCCAGAGAAGCUUGCAGAUGGACAUUUAGUUUUGGUUGUCCAUAUACCCCCAGAGCAGCUUAAGAACCGCUCGUCAUCCUUCCUCAGAGAGCUGAGCAGUGUUCUCCACACUAAUGUAGUGUUCCGCCGUGAUGCAAAAGGAGAGCCAAUGGUCUUUCCUUACUAUGGCAAUGAACAAGACCUGGUGAAACACAAUGUGCUGAAGCGCUCUGCGGAUGGCUGGCCUGAGUGGGCUUCAAUGCCAGCCAAUGUUUUGGAUCAGAUGAAGGAGAGUCUGUCUUCCAUUGGCAGCCAACGGAAACGGAGAGAAUUGGAUCCUGUGCAAGUCAAAGGAUCAAUUGUAUACCUGGAGAUUGACAAUCGUCAGUGUUACCAGCAGUCUUCUGAAUGCUUCCAGAGCGCUACAGAUGUGGCUGCCUUCCUUGGAGCACUGGCGACCAGUGGGAACCUCAAUGUUCCUUAUAUUGAAGCAGUGACAAGUAUGAGACCUACUCCCCCCCCAACAGAGUUUUACCCCAUGUAUGUAGUAAUCCUGGGCUUGGCUGUUUUGGGUUUCAUAUGCCUGGGUGUCAUAGUGUCUCGUAAGCGGCGUCGAGAGCAUGGCCAGCUUUGGUUUCCGGAGGGAUUUAGAGUAUCGGAACCCAGCAAAAAGAAACGCAGGGAGCCGCUCGGAGAGGAUUCUGUUGGACUGAAACCAAUGAAGAACUCAGACAGCAACCUUAUGGAUGACAAUCAAACUGAAUGGGGAGAUGAUGAUCCAGACUGCAGGCACUUCAGGUUUGAGGAGCAGGCGAUGUUGGAUUUGAGUGAUCGUACAGACCAGAGGAAAUGGACCCAGCAACACCUGGAUGCAGCUGACCUGCGGAUAACGUCUAUUGCCCCAACACCUCCUCAGGGAGAGAUUGAGAAUGACUGCAUGGAUGUCAAUGUCAGAGGACCGGAUGGUUUCACGCCCCUAAUGAUCGCCUCCUGCAGUGGUGGAGGACUGGACACCGGCAACAGUGAAGAGGAAGAGGAUCCAUCAACAGAAAUAAUUUCCGACUUCAUUUACCACGGAGCCAACCUACAUAACCAGACUGACCGCACAGGCGAGACUGCCCUCCACCUGGCUGCUCGCUACGCCCGCUCAGAUGCUGCCAAGCGCCUCCUGGAGUCCAGCGCAGAUGCCAAUGUACAGGACAACAUGGGUCGCACACCGUUGCACGCUGCUGUGGCUGCGGAUGCACAGGGAGUGUUUCAGAUUUUAAUCCGAAAUCGAGCCACCGAUCUUGAUGCCCGCAUGCAUGAUGGAACAACACCUCUGAUUCUGUCUGCGCGAUUGGCUGUCGAAGGCAUGGUUGAAGAACUUAUCAACUGUCAUGCUGACGCUAAUGCUACUGAUGAUUCUGGAAAAUCUGCUUUGCAUUGGGCUGCUGCUGUAAACAAUGUGGAGGCUGCUUUGGUGCUGCUCAAAAACGGUGCCAACAAAGACAUGCAGGACAACAAGGAGGAGACACCACUGUUUCUUGCAGCGCGUGAAGGCAGCUAUGAGACAGCAAAAGUUCUUCUGGAGCACUUUGCCAACCGUGAAAUUACUGACCAUCUUGACCAGCUGCCCCGAGAUAUCGCUCAAGAACGCAUGCAUCAUGACAUAGUCCGCCUCCUAGAUGAGUAUAACGUGGUUCGGAGUCCUGGGCUGCACAGUGCCCCCUUGAGCACCUCCACCUUCUCCCCUCCUCUCUGCUCACCCAAUGACUAUCUCAGCAACCUCAAACCGACUCCCUCUGGGAAAAAAGUUCGAAAGCCGAGCUCUGGUGGGAAGGGAGGGAAGGAUGGAGGAAAGGAUAUCAGGGUGAAGAAGAAGAAGCCAAUGGAUGGAAAGAGUAACUUGUUAGACACAACUGCUGUCCUGUCCCCUGUUGAGUCACUUGAGUCACCUCAUGGCUACCUGUCCGAUGUGGCUUCUCCUCCUAUGCCGUCACCUUUCCAGCAGUCGCCGUCUAUGUCCUUAAAUCACCUACCAGGCAAUGCGGACCCCCAUACAGGCCAGAUUAAUAUGGGUAAGGAUAUGAGUUGCAUGUCUUUUGAUCCCCCCCGCCUCACCCACCUGCCUGUGUCCAGCCCCAGCCGCCAGGCCACAACAUCUGUAGGUGGCAGCAGAGGAGGCCAGUGCGAUUGGCUCUCCAGGAUGCAUCCAGGUGUGAGCCAGCAGGGAAGCUUCACUCAAGGGCCGCCGAUAACACACAACAUGAUAGGCGCCCUGCAUGGCGUCAGUACUGCCACUUUGUCCCAGAUCAUGGGCUACCAGAAUCUGUCAACCAGCCACCUGGGCUCAUCCGCGCACAUGAUGCAGCAGCCUCGUUCCCGGCAGCUGCAGCACCAGAACUCCAAUUCCACCACGGCCGGCCAAAGUCUGAGCCAGAGCUUCCCAAACAUUGAGCUUAACGCCGCUGACAUGCAGCCAAACAGCAUUCACACUGUAUUGCCACAAGAGACGCAGAUGCUUGGCACCCAGUUUCCCACUCCUCCCUCCCAACAUAGCUAUACAGGACCUAUGGACAAUACGCCUAACCACCAGCUACAGGUGCCCGACCAUCCGUUUCUAACCCCUUCCCCUGGUUCUCCUGACCAGUGGUCCACCUCUUCCCCACAUUCCAACUUGUCCGACUGGUCAGAGGGCAUCUCCAGCCCGCCAACAAGUAUUCACUCACAGAUUAAUCUAAUUCCAGACCAGUUUAAAUAGAGACUUUAAUGCACAGAGCUCAUAAACAAAAACACAAAUUCUGCCAGAAAGACAGUAAAAAACUUUUCUCAAGACUGAAAACUCUUCUUUUUCAUCAGUUUUUAAACUAAUAAGAUCAGUUUUAGUUAUUUUUGUAUUUAUUUAUGUGCUUUUUGAACUGAAAAAAGAUUUUAUAUUUAUCCUUUUUGUUUGUGUUUUUUUUUAAGUAUGAGAACAUUAAAAACUGUCAAAAAGGAGUGUGUAUCAGAGAGAAAGCCUCCUUGAUGUGUACACUGGUUAUUUAUUUGUUUCAUGUAGAUAUAUUCACUGGAUUUAUUUGAAUCUUUUCCAUCAAUUUUACGCAAACAAAUUUUAUUUGCGGGUUAUGGUCUGUUUUAUGUUUGUAUAUAUUUUUAUUCCCAACAUUUAUAGAAUAUUUCAAAUGUUCAGUGUUAAUUAAAUAUAUUUUAACCUCCUUUUGUCUUUUUUAGGUGACUUGUUUUGUUACUGAACUACAUUUCACUAAGUCUUAUCACUGAGUCUGUGUUAGACAUUGAUUUAAUAUAUUUAUAUUAAGUGUCACCUCUCCUUAAAAGCUUGUUACACUGUCUUAUUUGAUAUGCAUUUGGCAGAGUAAUAGACAUAAGAGGAUCUGGAGAUUUCUUGGACCUUUUUAAGCAAAAAAACUAAUAUUUCUCAGUGGUUAAGAGACUCUGAGCCUAUUUUUUAUUCAAUAUUGGUCUGGGCUGGUGCUGGUGCUGAGUUAUUGAUUGGUGGUUAUUUAUGAUGCAAGGAUUGCUUCUUUGUCUCAUAUUGCUUUACGAAUCAUUGAUUAUGGUUACCGUGUUUAACCUGUGCAGUGUUAAAGUUGCAGACCUUAUGUAGAAUGUUGAAAUGUUACAUUUGCCACUGUUUUAAAAAGUGCCAGUGUGAUUUUUUUUAUUCGUUUUUCUUACGAAAAGCAAUGUAUUUUUUGAGAUUUCUUGUAAAAUUGUCUUUAAGGGGGACACAUUGUUUGUAAAAGAUGUGGGGACCUUCCUGUGUUUAAUGACAUAAUCUUCUGUGUGGUAAGAAGUGGUUCUGGGUGUCUACAUGUCAUGUUUUAUAAACUAAUCCAGAGGUAAAGAUGUUUUUAAGAUGAGUGUAACUGAAUCUUCAUGCACAGUUGUAGUUUGAUAAGAAAUAUUUCCAAAUUAAAAAUGUUUUGUAAAUUGUCAUGAUUGAAUAAAAAGAUACGAUUAAAGCUA